Messenger RNA from Linum trigynum, 2254 nucleotides. Lineage: Eukaryota; Viridiplantae; Streptophyta; Magnoliopsida; Malpighiales; Linaceae. The record is from the annotation of a GenBank genome assembly.
UUUUCUCACGACUACGGCGCGCUUUCACCCUUCUUGGGGUUGACAAAGUAUCCCUUACGGGUGUCAACUCUUGGAGCAGGGCAUGCGCUGGCAAAUCAGGAAUGGUCGGACUGUGUCUGGGUUACAUGAUAAGUGGAUUCUUGCCUUGCACCCGGCUACCCCGUGUUAUAACCCUCGGGUGUUGGCAAAAGGGGGUGAUGUUAGGGUGGCGGAUUUUUCAUGUCCUGGUGAGGGUCGCUGGUCUGACGCAAAGUUAGUCCAAUGGUUCCAUCCAAAUACUUGUCGUGCGAUUAAGGUCAUCCCGCUACCUUGCCAAGAUAUAGAGGAUAAGCUAGUAUGGCACGACACGUGUGAUGGGAUCUUCACUGUGAAAUCAGCGUAUCACUUGACGGUGUUGUUGACCAGCGACAGGGUCGAUGGAUAUCGACGGUUAGCUGGAUCGAUCGACAAAGGUGGAUCCCAUUGUGGGAUUCCCCCAUUCCUCCUAAAUUGAAAGUCUUUUUAUGGCAAGUCUUCCACCGAUUCUUACCAACAAUGGAAGCCCUUAUCAAGAAAGGUGUCCUGGUGCAACCCAAAUGGCCGGUUUGUUGGGCUGAGUCUGAAAUUUUGGAGCAUCUCUUUCUAGAAUGCCCUAUGGCUAGAGGAUUAUGAGACCAUGCUGGUUUGGAGCACCUUGGUCAAGGCUUUCCCCGUUACUCGCUCCUACCGUCACUCUAGAAAAUGGCCAAGUGUAACCACCUCCUAAAACGUAGUAUAGCGGGUUUGGGUUUUAAUGUCAACCCGGGUCCUAGAUGUGAUGACUACUCCGUGAGUUCUUAUUAUUUAGCAGUGGAACUUUAGUGAAGAUCCAAACAAGCAAAGCAGUAAAAAGGUUGUUUUCAAGUCGAGAGAGGUCACCGGGAUAUGGUUUCCCCUAGACUGCCGUUAAGCUGGAUUGUAAUUUACCAAGUUCAAGUUCAAUGAUAGUUAUACUGCGGGAGGUUCUUAAACAGUCUGCAGUUUCUACUAAAGAUCUCCAGACCCUCUCAAUCUGAGCCCCCAGCGGGCGACUAACCUCCACCGGAGUAAACAGAUUGAGGCCCUAACGAACCAAACCCCCACUACCGAAGUAAAUUCGGUACAAAAUAGUGAAUUGACUCCUCGACUAAAGUCGCCAAUUCACUACCUUCAAUCAAGGGUGCUCUAUCAAACUAGGCAGAUAUUCUCUUUCUAGGUUAAAGCAGAAACAACAGGAAUUUGAUCAGGAUUCAUGUCAUUCAACAAAUCAAACCUCAGUUGAAUAUAAUCAUAUCACUGAAUCUGUACUUGGGUUCAUACAAUCAGACCUAACAUACAAAUCUAGGGUUCUUCAUACCCAGGUGAAUAAGAAAGUUACUCUAUAGAGAGAGAUGGGAAAUCUAGCUCAGAUGUGGAAAUCAUACUGUGAAGGAUGAGAAUAUGCUUCUGGCACUCAAUCAUCUCUUCUCCAAGCUCAAGCCGCGCUCCAAUGGUGAUGGAGAUCGAUCAAAGACACUUGCAGAAUCAGGUUCGUCACUUUCUCUCUCUAGGUUUACACUUUUUCUCUCUAAAACUCGGAACCCUUCACUUUUGCCCUUCUUUUCCCUUAAGAAGCUGUCUGUCGCGAUCCCCGACCUGAAUACCCGAUCGGGUAUUAUGGAUGGAGACCGGGUAUCUUCAAAAUGAACCGUCGGGGAAUAGGGGUUAAUCCCCGGUCAGGGUCAAGAAUACCCGACUGGGGAUUUUUUAUUGCUGCCCGGGCCCCCUUCUGCUUCUCAAACGCCCGAAACAUGAAUUCCCCGGUCUGCUCCAAAUAAUACCCAGCCGGGUAUUUUGCUCAUCCAACACACUUCAACCCAAACGUGCUCCUUUCGACCCGAAACUCGUUUCUUCGCCUCGAUGCCAAUGCUAAGUCCUGAAAUAUAACAUAAACGCACAACCUAGCGUGAAAUCGGCUUAAAACACGAGAAUCAACAUCUCAAACGGCUCAAGAAUAGGGAUAAAAACAUGUGCAAUCAAUGGUCUAUCACCCGUCAUACCCUACCGCUUCUUAUCAAAACCUACUGGCUAUCAUCCGGAGCCCCCAUCAAGUUAUGGCAUUCAUUGCCGUGCUUUGGCGGAUUUGGAAAUAUCAGAACUAGUUGUCUUUGAUGGCAAACAGUUUGGGAUCCCAACUCUGAUGAGGCAGUACCUUCAGCAGUUGUAUGAAUGGAUUAACCUCUAUGAUUAUCUUUUGUAAAAAAAAACUAAAAAAACU